AGCGCUUGAGCAAGUGAAAGUGAAAAUAGUUUUUUUCUGUUAUCGGUUGUAUUCACAGACUCAAAGCUACUAUUAAAUGAUGGGAAGAAUCCGUGGGAAUUCACAGAAAUGAUGCAUUUUAGGACAAACGGUAGUGUCUGUAUUUCUACCAAACUGCCUAACAAUCAGAAUGCAGGUGAUUUAUUUUACGAGCUGUUAAACUGAAACUUCCUGUGCGCGUGGGGGAGGUUAGAAUGACUGCAGCUGUUCAGCACCACGGCCUGAGGAACCAAGGAGCCACAUGUUACCUGAACAGUGUGCUGCAGGUUCUGUUCAUGACCAGAGAGUUCAGAGAAGCUGUGGACAGGCACACACAUUAUCUGGACCGACAUCUUGGAGACUUGUUUAAUGAGUUGCAGCGACACACAACCUUCACUCAUACGCUCACACACCAGCUGAGCAUCAGAGUGUGGGAACAAGAAGAUGCUGCUGAAUACUUUGUGGAGAUUGUAACUAGGAGCAGCCCUGAAGCUUCACAGAUCUUCCGUGGACAGUUAAUACACAAGACCAAAUGUUCAAAAUGUAACACAGUGAAAAAAACAGAACCACAUUUCUGGCUUCUUCCUCUUGCACUGAUGGAUUCAAACAGCAAAACAUAUAGUGUGGUGGACGGCAUCAGGGAGUUUUUCAGAGAUUCUCAUUUCCGUGGACUGGACCAGAUGUACUGUGAGGAGUGUGAUGACAAAGUGGACGCGACUGUUACAUGUGAAGUGAAGCAUCAUCCAGAGGUUUUAGUUCUGCUGCUGAAGAGGUUUGACUUUGACUAUCACUACAUGAGAUACGUCAAAAGCCACCAAGCUGUGGAUGUAAACCUCUCUCUCCACAUUCCAGAGAACCAGACAUAUGAGCUGUAUGCGGCCGUAGACCACGUUGGUGAUCUCAGAGGUGGACAUUACACUGCAACUAUUAAGAACCAGGAUGAGGAUCAAUGGUACAACUUUAAUGACGAAAGGGUCACACGGAUUCGACCAAUUCGGCUUGAAAAAACCAAGAAUGCUUAUCUUCUUUUCUACAAGAAAAAACAAAAGAUGUCCGAUGCACCAAAAGAAUGUGAAAUUAUAAAAAUUGAAAACCAAUGUAGAUACAUGAAAAACGGGACAUUUACACCAAAAAAUAUGUGUUUAUUGUUUCGUGUAGUCAUUAUUCUCAGCAUUGUUGUCGUGACUCUGUCUAGAACUUGAACUCUACUGUAUCUUAUAAAUAAGUUAGAUAUGGUAUAACUGAUUUAUGAGUUUUAUGCCUUGUCUAACCUGUACUGGUCAAUAAUGAUUGUUUCAUCUAUGAAUUCCUGAAUCCUGUUGAUUGAAUCUAAUUAAAUAAAAUCAAAUCUACAGUAUUUGUUGAAUUUAAACCACAUAACAAUCAGUAAUUUAUAUUUGUGUGGAGGCAUAUUAUUGUUAAUAUAUUAUAUAAAUGUUCAUAAUAUUGGAUGCUGAUUACAGUGUUACAUAAAUUAUAAUGUAACGUGAUUAUUUUACUACAACCCUGACAAAUGGGAGCUGCAUAUUUCUGUUUUAAUGGUUUGAUUGUAAGUAUAUAACUCAUCAGAGAAUUCAGGAUUAACUCCAUUAAAGAUCUCAUCUGCU
Molecule: messenger RNA, 1625 nt
Organism: Betta splendens (Siamese fighting fish)
Lineage: Eukaryota; Metazoa; Chordata; Actinopteri; Anabantiformes; Osphronemidae
Product: ubiquitin carboxyl-terminal hydrolase 47-like
Exons: 10
Coding region: 234-1220 (328 amino acids)
Biological process (GO): protein deubiquitination
Cellular component (GO): nucleus; cytosol
Molecular function (GO): cysteine-type endopeptidase activity; cysteine-type deubiquitinase activity
Source: RefSeq, a predicted model, not a curated record